CUGGAGAUGAAGGGACGAUGCUGACUGACUCCUUGCGACUGCCAGUCAUUCUAGGCUGAGAGCAGGAGGAGUGCCCCCUCCGGCUCGGACCUCCGAUAAUUCUGGGAAAAGGAGGGGCGCGAUAGUGGGGGGGAGGGAAUAAGAGGUUCCCCCCCCCCAUGAGGCGACCCUAGCUCUCCUAUUCCCGGAAAGCGGAGAUGGGUCCCGGGGCUAGCUGGUCUGCCAGCCCCCUAAGGGGGAAGGUGGGAGAAGGAAGGGAAGAGUUCGCCCCGCCCCCUGCUGCUGAGGGGGAAGAGAGAGAAAAUGGUUUCCGGCCCUUGGAGGUGGGAAUACUAAUGAGAGAGACAGAGCGAGACGGGAGCAUUGAAGCGGCUGCUGGGAGUACAGCGCCGUGCGCUACCUGCUUGUUAGUGAGGAACCCCGGUGGUAACUUCUGUGCAACAAAUCGGUGGGCCCCAUCCCAGAGACCUGUCUACAUAAACGAGAGGCAAAAACUGGGUGCAACGAGGCGGUUGGAGGAGCAGAUGGUAACAGUUAAAGGAUAACGGAUGAAGAGAUGGUUUUUACAGGAAGCUUGAAAUCUCUUCUUCCCCUUACAGUCAGAAGACUAAUUAGAUUCAACAUACUCAAUAUAAGUAAUACUUCUGGAAUGGCUGAGGGCUAUAAACAGGCAAAUGUUGUGAUUUUGCACAAAUCCCUUGCUGAUGACUUUGAAAAGUUUUGCCAUGCAAAUGAUGGACCUCUCCCACUGCUGUACAGAAGUAAACCAGGUGAAUGGAAAUGUCCGUCUCUGAGCAGCAAUUGUGAUAUCCGAACUGAUUGCCUGCUGUACAGGAUAUAUGAGUAUGGAGCUUGUACUGGCACUUUGACAAGUCUGAAGGAUUAUUUUGAUCAGCUUAAAGACAUGGUGACUUUUUAUUUAGGCUGCAGCUUCUCAUUUGAAAAGGCAGUCCACAAGGUUGGUGUUCCUCUAAGGAACUUCGAGCAGAAAUGCAACAUAAGCAUGUACAAGACAGAUAUCCCUUGCUGCGGAGUUGCUAGUUUUUGCUGCAAUUUAGUGGUCACGAUGAGACCGAUUCCUGAAGACAAGUUAGAAGCAGUUGUGGGAGCUACUUAUCCAUUGAAAGACUCACAUGGAGCACCAAUUCACAUUGGUAACCCUGGCCUGUUAGGAAUCCAAAACCUUUCCAGCCCAGACUAUGGAGAUCCAGUUCAGCCUCACCCUGGGGAUGUUCCAGUGUUUUGGGCCUGUGGAGUAACAGGGGUGGAAGCAGUCAGCAACUGCAAGUCUCCCCUGGCUUUUACACAUUCUCCUGGCUGCAUGUUUGUUACUGACCUGAAGAAUGAGGAUGCUGCAGUUCAUAACUCUAAAGAAAUCCCGAAGGUCCACUGCAUUUCUCAAAAUCCUUUGCAUUAUAGCAUUGCAUCAGAAACAGCUGUACAAAAGAUAAGAGAACUAGAAAGCCUAAUUGGAGUAGAUCCAGGAGACCGGGGAGUGAAACAUUUGUGCUGCCAGGAUGAGCUGCUAAAGACUUGCCUCUCCCUUUCACAUGCCCGAUCAGUGCUGAUAACCACUGGAUUUCCUACUCACUUCAACCAUGAGCCACCUGAAGAGAAUGAUGGACCUCCAGGAGCCAUUGCUAUGGCAGCCAUGUUGCAGAGCUUGGAGAAACAUGUUGUUAUAGUAACAGACCAGAGAGCCAUGAGUUUGAAUAAAAAGAUUAUUGAAGAUGCUGUUCAGCAAGGGGUACUGAAGACACCAGUGCCUCUAUUGAGUUAUCAGGGAGAUGCUGCAGAGUCCGCUUUGCUGUUUUUGUGUGAGAAUGGGAAUCUUGAAAGACCCAGAUUUGAUCAUCUGAUAGCAAUAGAACGUGCAGGGAUGGCUGCUGAUGGCAAUUAUUACAAUGCAAGGAAAGUCAAUAUUAAGCAUCUAGUGGAUCCCAUCGAUGAACUGUUUCUAGCUGCACAUACCAUCCCUGGAGUCACAACAACAGGCAUUGGGGAUGGAGGAAAUGAACUGGGAAUGGGAAAAGUAAAAGAAGCUGUAAGGAAGCACAUAAAAAAUGGAGAUGUUAUAGCUUGUGAUGUUGAAGCUGAUUUUGCUAUUGUAGCCGGGGUCUCUAACUGGGGAGGCUAUGCUGUUGCUUGUGCUCUGUAUAUCCUCAACACCUGUGAAAUACACGAUCGCUAUCUGAGGAAAGCUAUUGGGUUCCCCAGAUUGUCCAAGAAGGCAAACUGGGCAUCAGCACUUCCAUCCAUUACUAAGGAAGAAAAGUUGCUGAAAACACUUAUACAGCAUGGCGUCCGUAGUGGAGUAACUGCCAGUCUCGAAAUGGAAGUGGAUGGACUGCCCUUCUACAACAUACACUCACUUAUGAUUGAAAAACUGCUGGAGCAGAUAGUGUAAUGACUUUUCCCUAACCAUUUCUAAACUCUAAAGUUUCUAUUAGAUUAUCUCUCCACCCGCAAUCUAACAACAAGGUAUGGAAGACCAGAAAAGGCUUGUUCUAUAUAUGUAGGUACUUAUAUGGCCUCCAUCACUAGUAUCUGAGCAUCUUACAAUCAUUAAUGAUUAUCCUUCUAACAUUGCUGUGAAAUAGGAAAGUUUCGUUAGCCCUGUUUGGCAGAUGAAGACAUGAGAGAGGGAGAGAUUAAAUUAUUUCAUUAUUUCAUAUUCAAGAUCACACAAGAGGUCUGACACAGACCUGAAUCCAGCUCUCAAGAGUACCAGACUCGUGCCUUCACCACAAGCCCAUCUUUCCUGUUUGAUAAGUAUAAAACUCUGAGUUAUGACAACUCACUCAUACAAUCUAUGGCCUUAUAUAGUAAAAGAUGACUAUGUUUCAUGAAAAAAAAUCAAAAGUCUGUUGCCAUUAAAUGCAGAAGUGUUAUCACC
Molecule: messenger RNA, 2896 nt
Organism: Caretta caretta (loggerhead turtle)
Lineage: Eukaryota; Metazoa; Chordata; Testudines; Cheloniidae
Gene: DGLUCY
Product: D-glutamate cyclase
Biological process (GO): glutamate metabolic process
Molecular function (GO): D-glutamate cyclase activity
Source: RefSeq, a predicted model, not a curated record